ACUCACUGAGCACUGGAAGGCUACUGGUGUCAUAUGCACUUGAACAUGUGUGGUUACUGGCUGAUGAUCUUCUUCUGUGCCCUGCUGAAGAGCUGCCAAGGAGUUCAGAACAGUGCCACUGAACUGUUGGAUGGCAUCGCGGCCCCUUCGCUCUGGGAAACUCACACCAAUGGGUCUGUAAAUGAAGCACGCAGCGGCAGGAGACGCACAGAAAGCACAGUGCAAAUAGAGCAAAGCCAGUUGGGCUGCAGAGAGCUGCGAUCUACCAAGUACAUAUCAGAUGGCCAGUGCACCAGCCUGAAGGCGGUGAAGGAGCUGGUGUGUGCUGGCGAGUGUCUCCCCACUCACCUGCUACCCAACUGGAUCGGAGGAGGAUACUGGGCACGGCGGGAUACGUCCGAGUGGAGGUGCAUGAACGAGCAUGUACGCACGCAGCGUGUCAGGCUCAGGUGCCGGGACGGCAGUACACGCACAUACAAGGUUGCUGCCGUGACUUCAUGCACAUGUAAGCGCUACACACGGCAACACAACGAGUCCAAACUGAAGCCUUCACCCCAGAAGGCCAACUCGAAGAAAAGACGUGGAGCAAAUGUGGAGGAGGAAAGCGGGGUUUAGUUCACUCUCAGCUGAAAAGUACACUGUCAUCAUCUUUUAACCUCACAUCACCUUUCUAUACUGGAAGGCCACUGAUUUUCAAGAACGCUGAGUCAAGAUAAGAUAUGGAACUUGUAGCUGGAUCUUUUAAUUCUGUAGUUGUAGUUGGAUCUCUUAAUUCGCUCUCUAGGAUCCUCUCUCUGUUUAUGAGUAUUCUGUCUCCAUGUGCAUUUUCUCAUCUGUUUUGCAAUUAUAGACUCCAAAAGUGCUUUCUUCUCCUUCUUCUUCUUUUUCAUUUACUAGAAAUCAGAGGUACACUAUAUAGCUAACACUUUGGAAGAAGGUUGUUAAAUAUUUUCCUCUGAAAUAACAUGAGAAAGAGCAUGUCAGACCUCAUUUAAACCCUGAGGCAAUGUUAGCUUUUGGGUAAAAAUGAAAUGAAAACAUUUUUAAUAAUGAGAGAAGUUAGGCUUCACAUGUGAAGACAUUAAGACUUCAACACUGGAACAAUAUUUUGCAGUGUCACUGUCAUCUUUAAUGUUUUUCAAAAU
This is a messenger RNA of Neoarius graeffei (lesser salmon catfish), 1145 nucleotides long. RefSeq names its product sclerostin domain containing 1b (gene sostdc1b). The transcript is spliced from 2 exons. The coding region runs from base 34 to 615 and encodes 193 amino acids. Gene Ontology annotation, biological process: negative regulation of BMP signaling pathway; negative regulation of Wnt signaling pathway. Gene Ontology annotation, molecular function: BMP binding. NCBI's taxonomy places the organism in Eukaryota, Metazoa, Chordata, Actinopteri, Siluriformes, Ariidae. The record is from RefSeq and is a predicted model, not a curated record.